This is a messenger RNA of Ooceraea biroi (clonal raider ant), 1543 nucleotides long. Its product is annotated as upstream stimulatory factor 2. The record is from RefSeq and is a predicted model, not a curated record. NCBI's taxonomy places the organism in Eukaryota, Metazoa, Arthropoda, Insecta, Hymenoptera, Formicidae. Gene Ontology annotation, biological process: regulation of transcription by RNA polymerase II. Gene Ontology annotation, molecular function: RNA polymerase II cis-regulatory region sequence-specific DNA binding; DNA-binding transcription factor activity, RNA polymerase II-specific; protein dimerization activity.
AAACUCCGCUACGAGACUCCACUGUCCCUGCUUGAAACGCGAGGUGGUAGUACUCGGUGGCGGAUCGGAAAAAAGUUUUACUUUUCGGAUAAUACUCAAUCGGUUGUAGAUUCGAGGUUUUCAAUUUUGUGACUAACAGCUUGAUUCUACUUGAUGGGUCAUAAGAAAGUUUUUAAUUUCCAAUUAUACGGCUCGGAGACGGAUCAGGAGAACUUGUUACUUUGUCGUUAAAGGACGGAUUUUAAACGUGAUGUGCUUAGGAAGAAAGAAUAAAGGCAGAAAAAUAAGAGAAAAAUUCAGAUUACGUUACUGAGCAACCUUCUCGACACAAAAUUGCAGAAUUAUGUUCAGUUGCAUAAAUUGUGAUGUGUGUCCACGUAUGUAUGCGGUAAUGGCUGUGAACAUCAGUGAUCAACGUUAUAUUGUUGUUUGCACACAAAAUUGCUGAAUGUGAGCGCAAAAGUUAUUUAUUGCCAGUUGGAAUGGAAAUUGUCAAUCGUUACAACACGGUAGACGAAAGGUGCAGCGCAGAGGAGAAUAUAAUGAGCGACGAAACUGUUGGUGUGGUCUUGGAGGAGGCAGAGAUAAUGGACUGUGACGCUGAUGUUGAGGCUGACGACGACAACAUACAGUAUCAUCUGUACACGGUGAACAGAGGUGACAAUGCAGUGGCAUACAAAGUUAUGCAUGUUAAUGAUAAUCACGGAGAAAACAGUGAGCUUUCCAUAGCUACUCCUCUGCACAACACCGUCCAAGUGUUGACUUCUCCUUUAAACGGGCAAUUGUACGUACUCAGCAAUGGCUCGGCGAGUGAUGUCGCAACAUCGGAGUCUGCGAAAACAGUUUCAUCACGUGUAACCAAAUUGCAGAUAAAAGGAUCGCAAAGUAUCGUCACAGGCGUGAAGAAGAGGGACGAGAGGCGAAGAGUAACUCAUAACGAAAUUGAGAGGCGUCGAAGGGGCAAGAUCAGCAACUGGAUCUCAAAGUUGGGAAAACUUUUGGCAGAUUGCGAUCAAGGUGUGGACAAAGAGGGAGACGCCAAGACAAACUGUGAAUCACAAAGUACAGGGGGUAUACUGGCACGAGCCUGUGAGUACAUUACGGAAUUAAGAGAGGCCAAUGAGAAGUUGGCCCAAAGUAUGGACGAAAGCGCAGAAUUAAUGGAGGAAGCUAAAAAUCUUCGACAGCUCGUGCUAGAGAACGAAAAUCAUGCUCCUGGUGGAUCUCUUCGAAUUGGACUGGACAAAGAUAAACGAGUCUUUUGCGUUGCGAGAAGGCAUAGCUACCGAUCGACCCACUUCGCCUGAAGUGAAUCGUACAGGCUUAUUUUCGAGUGUUCAAGGUCAACGUACGCGUCCACACGCGCACGCGCGUGCAUCUGGCAAGGACCAAUCUCCUUUUCAACUCCUCGUGCUCGUCGUCUAUCGAUCGUGGUAGAGAUCCAUGACGGCAAAAUAAAAAUUGUUUUAAUAAACAGUGGAAUCAGAAACGUCAUUAGCGGGACGUGAUAUCGAUUCGGAAAUAAAUUCCGCGUUACUUCGGC